AUGACUACCUACUACCCCCCGUCUACUACCCCCUUGCGGAGCCUAUACAAAUGCAUGAUCCGGAACCUCCAGUUUGGCACGCGGAAUGGCGGUGGCUACCUCCUACUGAGGUCCCUCUCGGAAGUAGGGCUCACCUCCACGAUGGCUAUCAACAUGGAAGAUGAAGUUGGUGACUUUAUCCUCGUUCGGCUGUGUCACCAUAACGAGCGCGGCGUGGCAGGGCGUCUCCCGCAAGAAAGUGUCUUCAUAUUGAAAGAGCCGUUUUAUCGGCAGUUGACUGAUUCAAGGGUCGGGAUCAGUAUCGAUCACAUUUGCGACGCCAUAUAUUUCCCUAUAUAUGACAUGAAGGUGCCAGCUCCGUGGAGGCAGGAGGUUUUAGCCAAUGAAGACUAUGCCAUGGCCUGGAAUAUGAAAGGGGGAUUCCUUGCAGGACAGUUCCAGUACUACCAGGCGAUUGAUUGUUAUACCAAAGCCCUGGAGACCUUCCCGAGCGAGAAUGAGGUAUGCAUGAUAAAAUCGAAUCGAGCCUCUGCCUUUAUCGCAACAAAUCAGUUCGAUGCUGCUCUGUCCGACGCAGCAAUGGCGCUGUCAUUUCCGGCGACGGCGCAGGGUGCUCUCUACUACAUGGCCCAAGCCCUGUACAACCUCCAACGGUAUCGAGGAUGUCUGAAUUACUGUAUGCAAAUUCCUGAAGAAUACCCGGGUCUUGUAACGAUGAAAAGUAAGCUCGCGGACCGAAUCAUGGAGCAGGAGAGCGGUAGUUACCGGUUCACACAGCUGUACACGGAGGCAUGGUCCUGUAACACGCCGAACCUAGAGUACGCUACAUACAUUGGCAAACUGGAGCCAGGCUUGCCCAAGGCUGGGAGACGACGUGGCCUAUUCACAACGGCAGCAGUCAAAGUUGGCGACUUGUUACUCUGCGAAAAGGCAUUUGCACAUGCCUUUGGCCACACAAUAGUACGACGGAGCAACCAGAAGUACCACUGGAUUGGGGCUAAAUCAGAGCCACUAAAGCAAGAACUACUCACAAUGGUCAUUCAGAAGCUAUAUCGAAACCCAUCUUUAGCAUCAUGUAUUACUCAGCUUUAUUGUCAGAUGCCAAACGAAUCCGGCGGCAUUGUUGAGGUGGAUGGUAGACCGGCUGUUGACACAUUUCUCGUGGCACACAUCAUAGCUUUGAAUGCCGUCUCGGUUUCCGCUCAAUCUCUCCCAGAUCACCUUCACAAGCAGCCAAACCCAGCUCGGAUUGGAGGCCGGGGCUGCUCGUAUGGAAUAUGGCCCAUGGCAUCGUUUAUCAACCACUCCUGUCUUAGCAACUCACAUCGCACUUUCAUCGGCGACAUGAUCAUAAUCCGUGCAACACAGGACCUCGAGCCAGGGACUGAGAUCACCGAGAAUUUCUAUAUUUCAAAUGGUAAUGUUUAUGAGCAGCGCAGAAAAUUUUUACGGAACUUAGGUUUCGAUUGCAACUGUGUCCUAUGUCACGACAAGCAAGGGACGGCAAACCACGUUAUGGGUGAGAGGAAAACCCUGAAAGCGGAAGCCUUACGCCUCUGUAGCCGCUUCAAACUGGCACCGACGGACUUUUCAGCCGCGGCCAAGAUUGAGUCUAGCAUUGCUCAAUUGAGGGAUACGUACCCUCGACCAGCUCUCGAGGAACCCCGUAUAGAGAUCUCGGAGGUCCAACUUGACCUUGCAGGUCUAUAUCUGGGACGAGGGGACGUACCUACAACUAUUUCCUAUACACUAGAAGGUCUGGCGUCGCUUGGCUACGUCAUAGAGAACGGUAGCCUUCCACGACCGCGUGGGAGCCGCGCCCUGGAGAUCAAACGAUGGGGACUUCUACAGGCUCGUCUCAUCAUGACUUGGCUAACGCUCGCGUAUGCCUACACAUGCGUGGGCUGUGAUGGUAACGCAGUGGUAGCAAAAUGCUAUGCCAGGAUUACCUACAGGGCCUUGUAUGGAGAAGAUGACACCUUUGACACUUUCUACCAGAAGUGUGAAAGUAAAGCAGCCGUCAAAGUGACGCCGUCGAAGUGA
Arthroderma uncinatum is the source of this 2043-nucleotide messenger RNA. Its product is annotated as TPR domain protein. The record is from RefSeq and is a predicted model, not a curated record. Lineage: Eukaryota; Fungi; Ascomycota; Eurotiomycetes; Onygenales; Arthrodermataceae. Bases 1 to 2043 code for a protein of 680 amino acids. The transcript has 3 exons. Gene Ontology annotation, molecular function: protein binding.